This is a messenger RNA of Bombus terrestris (buff-tailed bumblebee), 6751 nucleotides long. RefSeq names its product neurexin-4 (gene axo). The coding region runs from base 380 to 6388 and encodes 2002 amino acids. Lineage: Eukaryota; Metazoa; Arthropoda; Insecta; Hymenoptera; Apidae. The record is from RefSeq and is a predicted model, not a curated record. The transcript is spliced from 28 exons. Gene Ontology annotation, molecular function: serine-type endopeptidase inhibitor activity.
UUUGGACGCAGAAAACUGUCACAGACCGGCCUAGCACGUGAGAUCCGACCGCAUCUCGCCGAUCUGCUCGAUCCUUAAACUUCGUCUUUUCCUUUUUUCCUAUCUUCGUACUUGCGCUUUGCUCUUCUUCCACGGAGCGACCACACAAUUCAAAACGUGAAACGUGUAGAAUGAAAUUGGAGGAUGUGGGUACGAGAGAAACCUACUUCGAAAGUGAUUUUUUUCGGUUGGAUUUUUUAUGUGAAUUAUGGGCGGAGGAGUGCCGUUGAGAGCGGUGGCUAGGAAAGUGUGUGGUACGGUGAAAACCGAAGAAAGGACUAAUUAGAGUGUACAAUUAAGUUGAGUUUCCGAGACAGUGUGUCAGGUCAAGAAAACAACGAUGAUCGACCACAAAAGAUGGAUCUUCAGAAUCCUCGUUUGGGCAUACGUUUACGCGAUCGUUUCAGCGAAUUUAACAGAUUCGUCAGAGAUCGAUCUGUUCAACGAAAUGGACACGUCCACUACCACGAAGAGGACGUUUCCUGACAGGUGUCUCGUGAAAACUGAACCAGGACCAUGCAAGCAGAACGUUCAAAAAUGGACGUUCAUCAAGACUGAAGGAAAAUGCAGGACUUUUCUUUACGGUGGCUGCUUAGGAAACGAGAAUCGUUUCAAUUCGGAAGUUGAGUGUCUUUACCAUUGCGUGGGUGGUCCUGAACAUACACUGCCACCUUAUUUGAUCACAAAGGGAAACGUAUUUGUAACGAGCACUGCAACCACGAACACACUGCCUUCUACUACCGCCAUCACUCCACGACCAACGUUUGCACCGCCGGAACCAACGAAACCACCUGUACCAAAGUACAAAAGAGGAAAGGAACUAACUUUCAUGGAGUCUGGCUACGAGAAGACUUUUAUGUUCGCGCAAAGUAACACGUUUAUUCAGCUGGACGGUAGCGGUAUAAAACCUUUUCAACUUCGACUGUGUCGUGAGAUAUCUUUCAAAUUUCGCACGAAAUUACCCCAUGGUCUACUGGUCUACCACAGCGUGAAGGAUCGACCAGAGAGCUUAGACCCUUAUGCUCUGUACGUGAUCGUAGAGAAGGGCCAGUUGAAAGUGGUGCACGUGUUCGGAAAGCGGUCAACCAGCCUGACCGUUGGCGAGGGGUUGAACAGGGACGAAUGGCAUAGCGUUCUGGUGAGAAUCGACGUCCAUGGAGCGAAAUUGAUCGCCAGGGUGGACGAUAAACAGGAGGAGACAACGCUCGAAGUUCUGGAGCACGCAGUCAAUUACGGAGUGUCCGAAGAACUCGCGUCUGUCGUCCUUAUUGGAGGGUUGAGUUCCGAGGAGAGACUGCACGGCGUGAAGUAUAUAAUAGAAUCGUUUGUUGGCUGCAUAAGAGAUAUGGUUCUCAGCUCAGGCAAAUCGGCCAGCGAUUUGUUGCCCAUUCAGCCUCUGAUUGCCACGAAGCACGAAAAUGUGAAAGAGGGCUGCAUAGACAAAUGUAGAACACGAGAGAAUCUCUGUUUCAUCUCGAGCCAAUGUGUGAACCACUAUAAUAGUUUAACUUGCGACUGCUUUGGGACGAAGUACGAAGGAGAACGAUGCGAUGUAUACACGGCCACGAUCUUAACAUUAAGAGGUUCUUCAUACGUCUCGUUCCGCGUUUACGAUUGGAAGGACAGAGUUCACUCGUCUGUGAACAGGAUAAGCCUUGCAUUCAAGACGAAAUGGGACGACUCGGCUUUAUUUUACGCGUCUGGUGAAAUCGAUGGAACGCCACACUACAUAGCAGCAUACAUCAUGAACGGAUCAGUUCACGUUGCAUUAGAUUUCGGCCACAAGUCGAAAAUCACGACGAAGCUAGGCGAUUAUAUCACCUCGAACCAUUGGAAUAAUUUAACGAUAUUUCAUAAUGGAUCUUUGGUUUUCGUUAGUUUGGACGAUGAAAUCAAAGUGCUUGAAAUUCCUGGCGAGAAUUAUAAUAUGAUCAUCGAUCCUGAGAUCUACAUUGGCGGUGGUCCUGAAUUGCACAAGAAGAAAGGCCUUCGGUCGUAUAAUAAUUUUGCAGGUUCGCUGAAGUACGUUUUCUUCAACGACAAGUCCAUUAUUUAUGAGUUGAAACGUUCCAACCCCAUGGUGCAUUAUAUCGGUGUAUUGGCGCCAGAGUAUUACGAGGCAGAUGUUGAUGUGAUUCCAAUAACGUAUCCGUUUGCGGACAGCCACAUUUGGUGGCCAAUAGCACGCACCGAUUCCCUUAAACUGAGCUUCGACUUCAAAAGUUCGAAACCGGUGGCUGUGGUCGCGUCAGGGAAUGUGACAAGUAAUCGUAGUCUUGGAUACUGGGAGCUGCGCGUGAUAAACGACGAAAUUCGCUUUCAACUGAUCCCGGUGUUAACGGAGAACAUCACGGUCUCCACCGCCGUCAAAUUUCCCCCUUACAAUACCUCCUGGCACGCGGUCGAAUUGAAUUACACGAGAGGAGAGCUCAGUGUCCUGGUGGAUUAUCGGAACAAACACAGCAAACUUUUCUCCAUGGCGUUCGAAUUGGGCGACAAAGUUAUCAUCGGAAGUGGAAAAAGCAACGCGGGUCUCGUUGGAUGUAUGCGUGAAAUACAGGUGAACGACGAGAGAAUAGAACCUAGACACGUGAUCAAUACCGAUAGAGUGAUCGGCGAGGUGGCCUUGGAUAAUUGCCAAUUCGUCGAUCCUUGUACCAGGCCGAACACUUGUGAACAUCAGGGGAAAUGUUCGGUGACAGAGGACAGAAUUACUUGUGACUGUACAGGCACUGGCUACAUCGGGAAAAAUUGUCACUUUACUAUAUACAGAAAAACCUGUGAAGAGUUAGCGUUAUUGGGAUAUACCCAGGACAGAGCUUACACAAUCGACAUCGAUGGAAACGGUAGAUUCCCUCCAGCGAAUGUAAAGUGCGAGUUCCAGUCUAUCGAGGACUCGACAAAGACUAUAGUAGAACACAAUCUGCCCUCACAAGUCGAUGUUAGAUCCACUGCAGAAUCCGAUUUUUCUUUCGACAUCAAAUACAGAGAGUUCACUGCAGAGAUGCUACAGGAAUUGAUCUCACAUUCGUUGUACUGUAGUCAGUACAUCAAGUACGAUUGCUAUAAAGCGCCAUUAGAAUUGCACAGUGCUACAUGGUUCAUUAGCUCGAAAGGAACCACCGUAGACUACAUAGGAAAUGUGACCAGGGGAUCCUGUCCUUGUGGAAUGAACAGGACAUGCGUCGAUGCAAAUCUAAGCUGUAACUGUGAUGUUCUCGCCGGAACCGCAGGAAAAUGGCUGUCUGACGAAGGAUAUUACGAAAGACCAGACUCCUUAGGCAUCACCAGUAUGGUGUUUUUGCAACAAAAAGAUCUCGAGGACGAUGCACAGGGACGAAUUACCUUGGGACCGUUAGAAUGUGUCGAAACUAAUACACAGAAAUACGUCGUCACUUUCACGACCUCGCAAUCAUACAUCGAAGUGCCUGGUUGGAGGAAAGGAGAUAUAGCAUUCAGUUUUCGAACAACUGGAGAAAAGGCCAUUCUUCUAUAUCAACCACCAAUUAGAAGCAAUUAUCCAUCCUUCAUGGUUGCUUUGACUUCAGAAUUUCGAUUGACGUUUAACUUUACUCUAAAUACUGGUACUAUCAGGGAAUUGGAGGUGCAGAGCAUAAGAAAGUUGAACAAUGGCGACUGGCAGAAAAUCUGGAUCGACUAUAAUGAUUAUCACGUCAGAUUCAUGAUCAACACCGACUAUCAAAUGGUUGAAUUGUUACCUGAAGAAGAGUUUGGGCCAUUCGAAGGUUCUAUGUUUAUUGGCGGAGCCACCGCAGAACACUUGAGGACUUCUUCAGUUCGCCAAGGACUCAUCGGCUGUUUCCGUGGUUUGGUUGUGAAUGGGGAGAUUUUAGACAUUCACAGCUACAUGUCGGUCCACCUAUCCGAGAUCAUAAAGGACUGCAAACCCUCCUGUCAACCUAACAAGUGUCAGAACGGUGCCAGAUGUGUAGAACUGUGGAGCAACUUCGAGUGCGUCUGCGAGAACAAAUGGGCUCACCUUGGCACCUAUUGCGAGACGAAUAUAAACAACAAAGCCUUGACAUUCACUUCCCAAGGUGCGUAUCUCAAAAAGAAUUAUUUUGGUAAGGACGAAGAAAGCGAAGAAACAGUAAUAUUGAAGAGUAUACUAUUACAAAAUAUUCUGAUCAACUUGAGGACUUAUGAUACUCAUUCAUUAAUCUUGUAUGCGAAUGAUCAUUUGAAUAAUUUUGCUCAUCUUUACAUCUCGAAUGGCACCAGUAUAGUGUAUCUAUUCAACGCUGGGAAUGAGAUUAAGAACAUCACCGUGGAAUAUCCAGGUGUGAACACAGGAAUUUCGGUCCAAAUCGCGAUAAUUCGGAACGAAAAAUCAACGACACUUCACGUGAACGAGUACAACUCUACCCUAAACGCCACUCCAAUUUUGCUAGACACGUACUCGAAUAAACCUUGGAUAAAUCCUGAAAAGGAAGUACUGGCACCUCAGAGGCCACCAGCACCGCCCAGCAAUUACUUCCAGGUGAAUCUAGGAGGCUUCGAUUCGAAUGAUCUGCUGAGGUUCGGCAAAGAAGAUAUGCAAAUUAAGGGAUAUGUCGGCUGUCUUCGUGGAUUGAUGAUCGGAGAAUAUCUAGUUGAUUUGCCUAGCCUUGCGAACGAGGCUAAUCACGAGGGCAGCAAAGGAGUGCUACCUAAUUGUCAGAUGAAAUGUGACGCUACCCCGUGCAAGAACAACGGAACUUGUACGGAAGAUUUUGGAAGACAGGAGUUUUCUUGUAACUGUGAAUUAACGUCGUACUUUGGGGAACAUUGCGCUGAUGAAAAGGGAGCAGACUUUAGUGGCGAGAGUGUUCUGCAGCGCGAGUUCGACCCAGUUGACAAAGUGAACCAAGUGAAGGUUCAAUUAGCAUUCUCAACUAAUGAUGUUCAACAGCAUACCAUGGUUCUUCUACUUUUACAAACAGAAAAUAAAUUUUUUUUCAGAAACUACUACUUGCUGGUUGCCUUGUCGUCACAAGGUGGGCUGAUUUUUGAAGAAGACAGAGAAGGCUCCGUAUAUGAAGUACGUUUACGUCCAGGAAGAUUCGCAAAUGGAAACCGACACAGCAUUUACUAUGUUCGAGAUAAUAAUACGACUACGCUUCUGAUCGAUCGCCAGCCGGUGCAAAUGGUACCAAUGCCAGUGUUGAAGCCGAGAGAAGACGAGGACAAUAGUCCAGGCGUGACAGAAAUUCAACUAGGCGGUCUGAACACGACAGAUUCUCGAUUCAGCGGCAAUGAAUACAAGGGAUACACCGGCUGUCUGAGCAACGUCGUGGUAUCGAUCAACGGGGGACCUAGCAUGAAACCGCUCGAGGAAUAUAUGCUAUUUACGAAACAGGGCAGCGAAACGGUCAGGGCGACGAUACUUGCUGGAGUGAGGAGCGCCCAGUGCGCGGUCUUUCACACGGAACCACGUGGCCCUGAACCACCCAGAAACGAUAGCGUUGAUCGCAACAGAUCCUGGAUGGAGGAUCCUCCGAAGAGGAAUUUAUAUAAAUCGCAGUAUUCCGACGCGACACAGGAGGAACAAGGUGCUGGUACUUACAUCUUCAUCGCAUUGUGUUGCGUAUUCGUUACCGCGGUGAUCGGCUGCAUCUAUGAAGUUUGGCGAAGCGCAAGAAAGGAUCGACGUCGAAGACGCGAAGCCGGGAUCGCUGGCUCGCCCGUACUUUCAUCCUCCGGAUCUCAAAGAUGGCAAUCUCAACAGUAUACGGAUCAACUAGCUGGUGCCGUGAAAACGGUAGGCUUCAAGAACGUGACAGAAGAUGAGAAAAGACCAAAUGGCACGCAUAAGUCCGCGGCGAAAGAGUAUAAACCGCUGGCCAACGCGGAGUCGAAAGACUUAAUUAACGAUAAAAGGGUUCAUAUUAAAGCAGAUGAAGAACCAGAGAGGAAGGAGCUCCUAGGGGUAAAUACAGGCAUCAUCACUAAACCUCCGAAACCAAAUCCAUUCUCGAUGGAAGAUCUGCAGGAGGAGCCGGAACUGGAAGAAUGCGAAGAAGAGGAGGCGGUUGAGGAAGAAGAAGAAGAAAAAGGAGACGAUUCCAAAGAACAGAAUACAGAUGAUGAGGAGAGACAUCAGUUGAAAGGAGAACAUACUGACGAUAAAGAUUUUGUCAAGUCGGCCAUCACGCUAAAUGGUAUUGGACAACGAACGACAGUCAAAAAUUUUUCUGCAGAUUCUGCAAGGCGUUUCAUUUUCAAUCUACAACCAAUCUAUUUACCGGACAAUCGGAGAAUAUUUGGAUGUCCACUGAACUAUGUUGGUAUUGGAGAAUAUCAAUCAAGAAAUAGAAAUUCCGUUGAGUCAGUAUUGUCUUUGGAUUAAUGCUUCCCGAAUAUAUACGAAAAUUUUUUAUUUCACGCCAUAUGCAUUGUAUACGCGAGCAUAACUAAUUUCAAAACAAAUACGAAAUAAAAGAAUCCAUAUGUGUGACGAUAUACAUACAUACAAUAACGAAUGUUCAUUAAACAUUUCAUGAUAGUUUCUACGUUCGCGAAUGCAAGAAUCUAUAAUUUAUUUUAAAAAUAUGUAAUACUUACUGUUUGGACGUUAAUAUAGGUUGACACCAGCAAGGUAACAUUUUCGUUGUUUUUUCAUACUAUAUGUUGAUAGAUGUCGAUUAAAGAAAUCCGUGAAAAGUUGAUGCGUUUAUUGAAAAAAAGGAAACAAUAAAAAUUAUUUCUGAUA